CAAAUAUGUAUACUCAAUUGCCUAAAUGACUAUUUUUUAAGAAUAAACUUUAAGUAGAAAAGUACCAAGGAAAGGACUUGACCUAAAUGCCAAGGUCGGAACGGACUACUCCGGGUACGAAGCUAUCAUGAGACGAUAUGGACUAGGAGAAAGGAAUGAGAAUGGUGAGGUAUUCACAAACUUAUGUGCGUUCAACAAAAUGGUUAUAGGUGGCACAAUAUUCCCACACAAAACUAUAUGUAUCUCACCGAAUCACACUAUAUAGGGCUACAUCUAUCAUAUAUGUAUCACUAAAAAAUUCAGGUCAGUGGAAGACGUGAGAACUAGGAGAGGAGUUGACAUAGCUUUACCUUACCACCUGGUGGUUGCCAAGAUGAAACUGAAGCUAAACAAGCAUUGGACAACUAGACAAACAGCAUUGCAAAGGUUCAAUGCAGCCUUCCUUCGACAUACUGACUAACUCAACGAAUUCAAGAUAGCUCUCAACAACAGGUUACAGGCCUUACAAGAUCUACUCAAAGAAGAAGAAACUAAUAUAGGGGACAAAUGGAAAGGGAUCAACGAAGCAAUAAUUUCAAAAUGUCAGGAGGUCCUGGGUCGCAGGAAGCAUCAUCAUAAGGAAUAGGUCUCCAUUGAAACACUGCACAAGAUUCAAGAAAGAAAGAAAAAACGAGAAAACUACAAUUAACGACAACAGAACAAGAACAGAGCAAGCCAAGGCAUAAGCUAAGUAUACUGAAGCAAACAAGCAAGUAAAGAAGUGCAUUAGAGCCAACAAGCAGAAAUACACGGACGACCUUACAAUGACAUCGGAAAAAGCUGCAAGAGAAUGAAUAUACGAGACAAAUAUAUGAAACGACAAAGCAACUGGUUGGAAAAUAUAGUAAAUCAGAGAUACCGGUCAAGGACAAAGAAGGCGAGCGAAUCACUGAGAUUCAAAGACAAAAGAACAGAUGGGUGGAACACUUUGAAGAACCUUCGAAUAGACCAACUCCAUUGAAUCCACCAAACAUCGAAGUAGCACCUGCAGAUCUUCCUAUAGCUGUCACUCCAUCAACGAUCGCAAAAAUCAGGAUAGCCAUCAAACUGAUCAAUAGUGGGAAAGCAGCAGGAACUGACAAUAUACCAACUGAAGCACUGAAAUCAGACAGAAGUAACUGCAAUCAUGCUCCACGUUCUAUUCAGGAAGAUUUGUGAGGAGGAACAAGUGCCGCUAACAGACUGCAAAGAAAGAUAUCUCAUCAAGAUACCAAAGAAAGGAGACCUAAAACAAUGUGAGAACUACACAGGCAUCAAAUUACUAUCGGCACCGGGAAACGUUUUCAACAGAGUGUUGCUGAACCAGAUGAAGGAUUCAGUAGACGCCAAACUUCCAGAUCAGCAGACUGGAUUCCGUAAGGAUCGGUCGUGAAAAGACCAAAUAGCGACACUAUGGAUUAUCGUUGACUAAUCAAUUGAAUGGGAUUCGUCACUGUACACUAACUUCCUUGUCUGUGGGAAGACGUUUGACAAUGUGAAUAGGAGGACCUUACGGGACCUCCUUCAACACUACAGUGUACCUGAAGGUUUUCAACAGUCUCGUUGUGGUUUCUGAUAUUCCUUGUAUGUACGGUAGGGUGAUCCUUUUGUUGAUUUUUGUACAUCAGAACCCAAAUCAAGCACCACAACGAGACUGCUGAAAACCUUCGGGAUAGGUGUGGCACACAAACCAACAAAAUCAUUACAAUCAAUCCUAUGCAAACCAAAAGAUGAAAUAAUAAAGGAAAACAAAUCAAACAUCACCCACAAAAUAAAUUGUACCAACUGCGACAAACACUACAUCGGACAAAGCGGACGCCCCCUCCACCUACGCCUACAUGAACAUCAAUUAGCAGUCAAACGCCAUGAUAUCUCUUCACUUUUAUCAAUACACGUGGAUAACUACGGACAUUCAUUCGAUUGGGAAAAUGUAGAAAUCUUAGACAGAGGAAACUCCAAAAACACCAGGGAAUUUUUAGAAGUUUGGCACUCAGGUCAAUCAGCAAUCAACAAACAUAUUGAAAUCAAUCCAAUUUAUCAACCAAUCAGGAAAAUCAUGCAUAGAUAUAGGAACAAAAAUCAAAUCAAUGGGAGACACAACCAAAACAAAGAAGUAAACAAUGAUAAAUUUAAGGUCAACAAGAACCAAUCAACAUCGAGGUGCACAGAACAAGCUGUGAAACACAUAUAGAGAAAUUCGAACACUUCACUUCUAUCUGAAGUUUGUACUGAUGAUGUCGUUCAGAAGAACGGUGAAAGCUCCACGACCAAACCAUCCAGCUCAGAGAACAAAACACCACCAAAAAAAACUGAUUACACUGCAAAGUCGUGCAUGGAUGACAGCUGCCGGAUGUACUCCGAGUGAGGACUGGUGUCAGACAAGGCUGCCUACUAUCACCCUUUAUAUUUCUUCUCGUGGUUGACUGAGUUACGAAGACCUCCACAUCUGAGGGGCUGUACGCAAUACAAUAGACAGUUCGAAUACGACUAGACAAUUUGGACUUCGCAGAUAACCUGGCUCAUCUAUCCGAUCCAUACCAACAAAUGCUGAUGAAGAUAGCCAGUGUAACAGAAGCCUGUGCAUCAGUAGUCCUCAACAUACACAAGUGAUAAACCAAGAUUCUGAAAUGCAGCACGAAGAACAUCAACGCAAUCGCACUUGAUGGAGAAGCUUUGAAAGAUGUGGAAACUUCCACAUACGUGGACAGCAUCAUCGACGAAUAAGAAGGUUCUUAUGCAAAGGCAAAGGUAAGGAUUGACAAGACAAGGACAGCAUUCCUAUAGUUGAAUUACAUAUGGAACUCAAAACAACUGUCAACUAACAUCAAAGUCAGAAUCUUCAAUACGAAUGUCAAGGCAGUUAGUUAUGUUGUACGGAGCUGAAACUUGAAGAACUACUGCAAUCAUCAUCGUAAAGGUACAAGUAUUUAUAAACAAUUGUCUACGUAAGAUAAUUAAUGUCCAUUGCCCGGAUGCCAUUAGCGACAACCUACUGUGAGAAAAAACAAACCAGCUUCCAUCUGAAGAGGAUAUUAAGAAAAGACGUUGGGGGUGGAUAGGACGUACAUUACGGAAAUCAUCAAACUGCAUCACGAGGCAAGUGCGAACUUUGGAUCCUGAAGGGAAACGGAAAAGUGGAAGACCGAAGAACACAUUGUAUCGGGAAUUGGAAGCAGACAUGAAAAGGAUGAAUAGAAACUGGAAACAACUGGAAAGGAUUGACCACGUCAGAUUUUGAUGUAGAAUGUUGGUGAGCUGCCUAUGCUACUCUGUGAAUGUUAACAGUAGUAAUUAAGUUAGGUAAAGUAUAACUUGGGAAGUAUAUGACAAUUUGUCCGUCAAAAUGUGACUUUACGCAAAAGAUAUAUAUGUAUAUAUCCAUAUAUUAUGUUUCCGAAAAACACUAGUUUCAAGAGGAACAUUGGUUACGCAAAGCUUGUUGCGAUUGAAAAGCACUGAUUUGUUUUUAAUGUGUUUGGAAAGGUAAUUACUCACAAGCAUUUAGAAUAAAAAUUCGUAUUGUGUUUGGACAGUUUAAAGCGAGUUUUUAUCCACGAGCAUCGAGAUUAUCUGAAGAGCCGUUCAGGAAAAUUGAGUACGGAAUACACGUUUUAUGCUUUAAUUUGAGAUCCUUUAAUGCCGUAAAACAGAGAAGAUUCUAGCGAGGACGGUGAUGAUUUGUCCCAUCUUCCACAAUACCAUUUAAGCGUAAAGUUGGAAUUUGAUGGUUCAUAUUUCUGACUUUAAUCAGUCGAAAAUAUAGUUCGAUCUUCUACAUCCAUUAUCAUCAAUGGAAAAGCGGUAGCUUAGUGAUUAAGACACUCGACUUUCUCCCACCAGGUUUUAGGUCCAAAACCCUCUCUUGUCUUGGUUUAGGCGAUUAGCUUGUAUCGUUAGCCCUCAAACCUAAAGUGUGGUUCCUUACUGUUAUGUCUCAAAGUGACAGCCGAUUAUAUGACAGUGACUUAUCGAUCGGAUCAAGGAUUCAGAAUCUCGAUAGUCUAUUCUGGUCCGUUGUCCCCAACUCUGCUAACUCGAUCAAAAAGUCUGGGUAAGGUGUAGAAAGUGUAUUCUACAGACAACAGCAGAUAACAAGUCAAUUCAAGCACACAAAUCAAGCGUAUUUAUACAAAUAUUUACAAUCGAUAUUGUCAUGGAAGAUUUUUGAACAUUAAUCAACAAUUGACUGCUAUUUGAACAUUUAAUCGAUAGUUCAUCAAUUGACCUAUUUGUACAUUUAAUCGAUAGUUCAUCAAUUGACCUAUCUGCACAUUUAAUCGAUAAGUAAAUUACAAAAUUUGAGUUUUGGGGAACUAUCGUCCCCAACACUUACCCAAGUAGCUAGUGGAUGCGUUCAUUAAAACUAAUUCAACUAUCAUCGAUGAAUUAUUGUCACAUACAUGAAUACUUGGUUAAUGUCAUAGAUGACGUCCUCCCACUAGAAUCUAAAUAAGUUCAUCACUAGUGUUGACUACAUGAUUAUUAUUAAGUCAAAUGAUUUUUUCGGGAAUUUUCUAUAGUUCGAAUUUCAUCACAAACCAACAUUUGAUGUCGUCGAGUUGGUUCUUGAGCUAAUAUGAUAACUCUUUUCCGUAUUCUAACACUAAACUAUUCGUUCAUAUUUGUUAUAUUUAACGUUUACCGUCUUUUCUGUAAAACUUUGUACUGUCAUUUAGGUUUUCUACCAUUUAAAUAUGUUAAUGGAUGUGGUUCAUGAACUGGUGACUAAAUGGAAAUCAGAAUUUGUUUCUGUACUAUCUUCUUCCGUUGAUAUAGAUUCAUUAACUCAACGUAUGCGAACACGUCAAAAAAUUCAGCAAGGAGGUUCUGGUCCAGGUAGAGCCUCAUUAUCAGCAGUUGGUGGUCAAGCAGCUGCUUUUCAUGUUGCUGUAUGGACUAGUUUAGAUGGAACUAUUGAUAAAAUGGAACAACUUAUUUCUUGUAGUCGUCUACUUGGUCUAACUCUAAUGAAACAACGUGAAACACAUAUUGAUGUAUGUAUGACAAGUAUAUAUCGUUUAGACCAAUAUAUUUCUGAAUUAUAUCCUAGUCUAGCUGAAUUACUUAUACAUGAAAUGCUUAUCGACUGGCAAAAUAAUAAAAAUUCUGAAAAAUAUUCUUCAAUUUUGUUAAUUUUUGCUUCAGCCAAUUUUAAAGAAUCUUUAACUCGUCAAGAAGAUAACAUCGACUCAUCCUCUGCUAUCGAUAAUUCAAUUGGUCACAAACAAAUUAAUGAUAAUCGUGCAGAUAUUCGUAAUGCACUGGUUUCAAAUGAAGGAUUCCUUGGUUGGGCAUCAGAUCAACUGGCCACUAAACUUUCUGCUGUUUCCAAUCAAUCACCAGUAAUUAAAGAAGUGCUUGAAGGAGAAUAUCCGAAAUUAUUAAAAUUAAUAUUAGAUUUGGAACGUCGUGUAACCAGUACCCUUUCAAAUGAAUUAUCUAAUAAUAGUAAUUAUGAUCAAUAUACCUUAUCACCUAUUCAUCAACAAACUAUAUUGGAACAACUACCUUCGUGUUUAGUUCGAGCACUGCAUCCAUUUGAAACAGCUUAUUUAUCUCGUAGUGUAUCGCGUUUAUUUGAUAGGGUAACUUUGGCUUUUUCAACAUCUACAACAGCUGGACCAGAUACAAAUGAAUUAAAUGAUAUCAUACAAACGGCUGCAAAUGAAUUAGCAUAUGCUACUGUUCAUCAUGACCUCUUAUAUAAGGUUACUCGCAACUUAGAUAAAUUGAUUGCUUUAUUUGCAACUAAAACUGAAACUUUGAUUUCUACGGGUAGUACUUGUGCAGUACAAUUGACAGAUUCACAAACACUUGGACAACAGAAUAAUAUACAUUUAGUCAACCUUCUCUGUCAGUUUGGAACAAAUUUACAAUUAACUGUUAAUAAACGAUUGAACAAUCUGAAUACAAUAACAACAUCUAACAUUAAUCAUAAAAAUUAUAGUAAAUCAUCUACAUUUUUAAAUGAAACCUUCCCACUGACUACCACAAUUGAAACAAUGACACCAAUCAAAAAUCCACUUCAGUUAAUCUCGGAAUCAACAAAAAAUCAUUUGAAUAAUUUGUGCAAUUCCAUUUUAAAUCCAUUUCUUCUAGCUAUUGGUAAUAAAAUAGAUGAAAUUUUAAGUUCAAUGCAUAAUGAAUAUGAUUCAUAUCAAAAUGUAUCAGUUAAUGAACUAAGCAGUAAAUCGAAGUAUCUACAAGAUUUACAGAACUUUACUGCUAGAGUUCGUCAACAAUAUUUAUCUGAUCUAUCACAACCUCCAAAAUUUGUUAAUACAAUACCUAAUAUAUUCACACAAUCAGGAUGUUAUGUUUGCGGUGAAUUCGCAUUGCAAGAUGCCUUAAAACCAAUUCUUACUAUGUGUGUCAACAGUUAUCUUUGGCGAUCAACAUUAAUUCGUUCUUCAAAAGAAUCAAUACGUCUUAAACUAGCCGCUGAUUAUAAAGAUUUUGAAUUAGCUUUAAUGCCAUUAUGCUCUCCAAAUUAUGGAUAUACAUUAAGUAAACUAAUCCCAGAAUCUUAUGAACAGUUAAGAGAUUUUCCUUCUAUCCUAUCUAUGGAAAAUGAACAGCUAAUUCAGACUUAUGCAAAAGAGGAUUCAGUUGGUUCUUCGUCAAAUCAUCUACUGCCGAGUUUGAUUUGUCAACAUAUGUUUAGCAGAGCACCGGAUGAAAUUCGUUAUCCGCAUAUUGUUGCAGGUUGGUCUACAAAUUACUAUGUAUCGUGGUUGGUGAAAAGGAAAAAUGAUACGGAACGUUUAGUUUUUCUACGCAAUGGUCUUUCAGCAUACGUCCAUGAGGUCCAACUAAGACAACAACGAGAAUAUCCACCGAUUUAUUUGCAACUGAAAGAAUUUCUGGACUACCAUAUUGGAAAAGAUCAAAAGUGAAACUUGUAUUUUUUUAUUGUAUCUAUUUAUAUGGGAUUCGUUUAAACUAAUUUUUUAUACAUAAUUUCAUCUGAAACACUGUGAUAAAUAUUAUUUUAAUGAAAUAAAUAUUUAAUUUGUUUA
Messenger RNA from Schistosoma guineensis, 7037 nucleotides. Lineage: Eukaryota; Metazoa; Platyhelminthes; Trematoda; Strigeidida; Schistosomatidae. The record is from the annotation of a GenBank genome assembly.